GUUUGUAUAAAGAACUGUAUUAAAACAGUUUGGUUUGUGUUCUGCGCAUUCUUUCAUCGACUCCAAGUUUAACAGGUCAGUGUUAGGGAAGCUGAUAUGGAUCAAUGGACAUGGACGGUACUUAAAACUUUCUUAGCAGACUAUCGCACUGAUCUGUUUCACCUCUGUAACUUAUGGAAGGUGUUAGUCCUAGCUGUUGGAGGGCUCUUCUUGCUCAAAAUCUACUCUACUCUAACGCUUGGUAUUUGUAAAGAUAAGAGGGAUCUCAGAGGAAAAACUGUGAUCAUCACUGGGGGAAACACUGGAAUAGGAAAAGAGACUGCAAUGGAACUCGCCAGGAGACAUGCUCGUGUAAUCCUAGCCUGUAGAAACCAAGAGAAAGCCAAAUUAGCUUCUGACGACAUCGUUUCAUUAACCGGGAAUAAGAAUGUUAAAAUAAUGAAACUGGAUUUAAGUUCUCAAAAGUCAGUAAGAAAAUUUGCAGAAGAAUUUAAAAGAACCAAUGAUCGCCUUGAUAUACUGAUAAACAAUGCAGCUGUCUUUGCAUUACGAGAGCGGACUCUAACAGUGGACGGUUAUGAAACAACGUUCGCAACGAAUCAUCUUGGCCAUUUUUUAUUGACAAAUCUUCUUCUUGAUUUAUUAAAAAAAAGCGCUCCAAGCAGAAUCAUCAACGUCUCAUCAGAAAGCCACAGACUUGGGACUAUCAGGUUUGACAAUUUAAACAGCGAACGCUCCUAUGUCUCGGACAUUGCCUACAGUCACACCAAAUUGGCCAAUAUACUAUUUACUAGAGAAUUAGCUAAACGCUUAGCCAGAACGGGUGUAACAACUUACUCACUUCAUCCGGGUCUCGUGUGUACGGACAUUUUUCGACACUAUUUUGGAGUCAGAAAGUUUCUUGUAAACCUAGUUAUUUCUAUGUAUGGAAAGACCGCUUUACAGGGUGCACAAACUACAGUCUUUCUCGCUGUAAAACCAGGAAUCGAAUCCUUUUCUGGGAGCUACUUCUCUGAUUGCAAGGUUGUGGGAACGAGUGCUAAAGCCAUGGACAUGAAGAUAGCACAAAAGCUAUGGGAGGUUAGCGAAGAGAUGACUAGAUUGUAAUUCCAAGCUAAAGCAGGCACAUGACGAAGGCUUAUACCUAAUGACCCGAAAAACACGCCGUCUAAAGAGCAGUUUUAAUAGUAUAAAAUCAAAAAUGUAAAAAAAUAAAAAUAAAAA
Molecule: messenger RNA, 1224 nt
Organism: Limulus polyphemus (Atlantic horseshoe crab)
Lineage: Eukaryota; Metazoa; Arthropoda; Merostomata; Xiphosura; Limulidae
Product: retinol dehydrogenase 11-like
Exons: 7
Coding region: 97-1107 (336 amino acids)
Source: RefSeq, a predicted model, not a curated record